AUGAAUAUGACAGAUGUGCGGGUGGAAAAGCUUGAGCAUUUGUUCGAAGAGACUGGUAGGAAUCCCAACCUCGCCAACGAUGCCUUAGACACCAACAUCCGCGAGUACGUUCAGGAGUACAUGGCGAACCAACCAAACUAUACACACAACGCAGCUCAACCGGAUUACGCGGGGACGCAGCACACCCAUACCGACAAGCGCAUGUUAACAACAAUUAUCGGUAAUUUGGACGGCCUCGACGAUUUAGUCUCGGCCACGACCUGGCUCCAGGACAAGAUCGAGGCCAUGAGCGGGCCACGACCUUCUAAGGUUUAUGCCAAGGGGCAAUACAAGGGUAUCAUUGUUGCAGAGUUCAGAGACCCUGGGGUUCGAGAUCUUUGUGUCGAGCUUCUCCGACGUGCUGGGCUGAAGUGUGGUACCAAGCAAGUGUGGGCCAGCCAAGAUCGUGAACCUUUCGAUCGCGCUGCUCGGAGUCCUUGCUUUGGUUUGAAGCGGUUGUUCAGGACCGAGUGGUCGAUCUCCGACACGGUGAGUGUCACGGAGGACCUCCCAUAUACCAUCACGGCCGGCGGGGAGGAGGCGGUCACGGAAUCGAAGAAGAAGGCCAAUGACGUCGUGACCCGCGCCACCUCGGGCAUGAAGGGCUCGGUCAAAGGCAGCGCCAAGGGGAUGGCAAAAGGUGUCCCUGGGCGCCUUGGGGAAAAGGAAAUGGCCCCCGGUGAUGUCUCACCAGCAUUGGCAGUCGGCACGAUUGCCGUUAUGAGCUCAAAUCGAUUGCGAAUUCAACGUGUGCGUGCACAUACUCAUGCAGUCUACCAGCCCGCACUGGACGUGGAGACCCUGGUCUUCGAGGUGGGCCGCCGCAUCCAUGCAGACACCAUGCCAGCGGUGUUGGUGACCCUGUAGUUCGAGGAGGCCAGUUGCAACCUACGGAAAUUCGCACUCCUGAGUUUGACGAAGCUGCGGC
Prorocentrum cordatum is the source of this 967-nucleotide messenger RNA. NCBI's taxonomy places the organism in Eukaryota, Dinophyceae, Prorocentrales, Prorocentraceae. The record is from the annotation of a GenBank genome assembly.